CAGAGCAGCAGUGACACACUGAAGAGGAGACAUCUGGCCCCUGGCUUUGCUAAGGAGACGCUGUCUUUGGCACGAUAAUAUUGCUGCAGUUCCCACAUUCACCUGAAUUGUCAUAUGAAUUCUGUGAUGUGGAUGUGCAUGUAAUAGAAAUAAUGGACCAGGACAGCAAGAGUGCUUCUCUUCAGCAAGAGGACAGCUUCUCAGUGCUGGAUCACGCUGAGGAAGGAGUUGUUGUUGCAGGAAUCAAAGACAACACAAUCUCUCCAAAAAGUGGAGAAAAGUUUGUUGCAGCAACAAUACAACUUGAUAAACUUGAGAAAAACGAUGUGAUGAAAAUCUUGAAGGUGCUGGAGCCAUACGAAAGCAACAUCAAUCUUCUGACAAAGAAGGACUUGAGCCCCGGUGUUGACCUUGGCUCUUUGGGAGUAGGGCUCAAAGAUUCGGCAGAGAUAUUACAGAAGGAUCUGUCGCUGGAUGCAUCAGCUCAGGGACCAACCGUUUCCCUUGAUGGCCUGAAUGGAAAGCUUAAUGGUGCACAAGGGUUGGGGGUAAAAAUAAGUGAACCGACUCUUAAUGGAGACCUUCCCAGUCUUAGCCUAAAUAAGCCAUCAACUGAUGCUGGUGCCACAUUUAAAAUGCCCUCAGCAGGGCUUACGAUGCCAGACAUAAAAUCAGAUUCAAGUGGAACCCUAAAAGUACCUGAUAUCAAUGUCUCCGCUCCCAAUCUUAACGCUCCCAUUGCAACACUAGACAUCAACAAACCAGAAGUCGAAGGCAAAAUGAAACGCGAGGCCCCGAAAUUCACAAUGCCACGCUUCAGUCUACCUCAUCUUGAUGCACCAAAAGCAGACAUUGAUGUCUCUGGUGAUCCAGGUCUUCCUUCAGUCAGUGGAAGUAUGGAGAGACCAGACCUCAACCUGUCAGCUCCAAAGUUAGAUUUGAAUAGUCCUGAUGUAAAUGUAAAGGCCCCAGAUGCUAAUAUUGAAGCACCCUCAGGGAAAAUCAAGUGGCCCCAUCUAAAAUGGAAAGGUCAAAAACUCAAAGGACCAGAUGCCAACUUAAAUGCUGACCUGUCCACACCUAAUGCCAGCAUUUCCACACCAAAGAUUGAUGGUGAUCUAAGUACCCCAGAUGUGAAUGUUGGCUCAGCUCAAGCUGAUAUUAAAGGCCCUGAUCUAGAUGUUCAAACCCCAGAUCUUAACGUUGAUGCCCCUUCUGGUAAGAUCAACUGGCCUCACCUGAAAUGGAAGAAGCCCAAACUUGAAGGAUCAAAAGCAGACUUGGACGUGGAUGCAGACCUAAAGAAACCUGAUUUAAGUCUUUCAGCUCCAAAGAUUGAGGGUGACAUUAAUGUACCAAAUGCUGAGCUGAGUCUUCCGGAAACAGAGCUAAAGGCCCCGGGUGUAGAUGUUCAUGGCCCAGACGCUGACAUUGAUGCUCCUUCAGGAAAAAUUAACUGGCCUCAUCUAAAGUGGAAAAAAUCCAAACUUAAUGGGCCAAAAGCUGAUAUGGACCUCAAUGCAGAUUUAAGCCCACCAGAUGCUUCAGUUCCAGAAAUUGAUGGGGAGAUUAGUACACCUGACGUGAGCCUCAAUUUACCCAAAGCUGACGUUGAUAUCAAAGCACCAGAUGCUGAUAUAAACCCACCUUCUGGCAAAAUCAAGUUCCCAACACUGAAAAAACCUAAAUUCUUGCUUGAUGUUGAUGCUGAUCUACAACGUCCAGAUCUAGGUCUGUCUGUUCCUGAUGUAAAUGCAAAGUUACCCAAUGCAGACUUGACAGCACCCAAUGUUGAACUAAAAGCAUCAGACUUGAGUCUCUCAGCCCCCAAAAUUGAGGGAGACAUUGGUACUCCAGGCAUUGAUGCUGGUCUCAAAACUGGCAUUGAUCUUUCUGCACCAAAAACUAACAUUAACAUACCAGACCAAGGCCUUUCUACCCCAAAGAUUGAAGGUCCCAACGUGAAUGUUGGUUUGCCUGGAACUGAUAUCAAGGCACCCAGUCUACAUCUGCCAAAAGCUGACCUCCAGUCAUCUGAUCUCAGCUUGAAAACACCAAAUGUCAACCUUUAUCCACCAAAAAUUGGUGGUAGUCUCUCAGCACCAAACAUAGACACGAGUAUGCCAAAAAUUGAACUGGAAGCACCCGAUGCCAAUGUGAAAUCUCCAGAUUUGGAUGUCAACCUGCCAAAAGCAGAUCUCAAAGAUUCCAAUAUCCAGUUGAAAACUCCAGAUCUGGAUUUGAAUUCCCACCUUGGUGACUUUAAAAUGCCACAUUACAAUCAUCCAAAACUUGAUCUUUCAAGUCCUGAAGUAGAAGCUCCCAGUAUUAAUCCCACAGUUGAGGCUGGAAUUAAGGUACCUGGAGUCAGCACAGAUAUGCCUACAACAGAUGCACACAUCUCUGUUCCUGCAGUAGAUUUGAAUGCACCAAAUGUAGGUGAUAUUAAAGGACCCAAUGUAGAUGUGAAAGCUCCAGAUGUAGAUGCAAGUCUUGAAAAGCCCAAGAUGCCACAUUUCAAGAUCCCAAAGUUUAGUCUCUUUGGAUCUAAACCAAAAUCUCCUGAGACUAAUGCCCGUGCAGAUCUUGAGGGGAGUGGCUCUGACUCUGAUGUGGUGGAGGUUCCUGUAUUCAAGUUCCACAGACUGCCCCAAACCAACAUUGAUGGCAUCGAAGGAAUUACUGAUGCACUGAGAUCAAUAAAAUCUGACUCGGAGGAGAAGGAUUAUGUUUUCAGUAAAGGAAUCCGCUUGCCAGUAGUGAAUGCAACAGCAAACGGAGGAGAAAAGAUUGACAUUUUGGAGAGAUUGAAAAUUGCAAGAGAAAAGGCGUCCUCAGUGAAUGUGUCACCAACAGAAGAGAAAACUGAUAUUGACCUACAACACACUGGCGCAGGUCUUGAUGCUAAUACAGGUGCAGGAGAUUCGUCUUUGGUCAGAGGAGGCACUUUCAAAGUAGACAAACCAGAGUCUACGCUGGGGCUGACCGUACCUGAUAUUUCUACAUCAGAUGAAAGUGACAAAUAUUCACUGAGCCUUUCUAAUAUGCUUUGCCUUAAUGUCAAGGAUUCUGAUGCCAACUGAUCGUUCAAAGGUUGGCCUGAUAAAUGAAGCUCCAGUCCAUAAAUGUAUGAAUACAUGCAGCUUAACUGAUGUUCAUGUUUUAGUUUGUGACAUAAAAAGAGAGACUAGCUGUAACUAAUCCAUGCUAAAUUGUCCAUCUUGUUGUAAUUUUAAUAAUAAUUUAGCGUAAUAGAGUUCAGUUGUUGAUACAAUCUAUGUAUAUUUUCCUGUUAUUUAUAAGCUUUUUCUAAAUGUUAAUUUGAAAUUACUUUACUUUCAGUAUUGCUUGUGAUCACCAUAAUCUUUGUCUAAGUGCUUUACUAAAUAUUUUAAAGGAUAAAUGAAUUGUGUGAAUGUG
Molecule: messenger RNA, 3420 nt
Organism: Neolamprologus brichardi
Lineage: Eukaryota; Metazoa; Chordata; Actinopteri; Cichliformes; Cichlidae
Source: RefSeq, a predicted model, not a curated record